Messenger RNA from Astyanax mexicanus (Mexican tetra), 4181 nucleotides. It is a transcript of the gene gfra4a, whose product is annotated as GDNF family receptor alpha 4a. Gene Ontology annotation, molecular function: signaling receptor activity. Gene Ontology annotation, biological process: nervous system development. Bases 449 to 1783 code for a protein of 444 amino acids. Lineage: Eukaryota; Metazoa; Chordata; Actinopteri; Characiformes; Acestrorhamphidae. Gene Ontology annotation, cellular component: external side of plasma membrane; signaling receptor complex. The record is from RefSeq and is a predicted model, not a curated record. The transcript has 8 exons.
GCGCGCGCCAUCAUUUCACUCACACGCUCACUCUCGCCUCCUCUCCUGCGCGCGCGACUGUGCGGCGGCUGUGCGACUCUGCGAGCGAGUGUGUGUGAGUGAGUGUAUGAGACCGUGGUGGUGUUUUCUCCUGCAUCCAGCUCCGCGUUAUUUGGCUGCAGAUAAGAAGAAGAUGAUUGAGGAUUCUGUGCAGAACUAUCGCCGGGUCUGGACUGCUGCUCGCCGCGCCUUCGUGUCGUUAAAGCGGCGCUAAGGAGUGCAGAAGCAGGAAAAUUAAAAUAAAAAAUAAGAAUAAAUAAUUAAUUAAUUAAUAAAAAAACGUGUCCCGGACUGCAUGCUGGAACUUUGAGACUACAGGCGGACGAGCAAGUGAGCAACUCGCUCAGGGCUUGAUUUUUCCUUCUUUGUAUCUACCUACAUCUAUAUCUCUGUAUCUCUGGCGGGACUCAUGGCUCUGAUGCGCAGGAUGGACCUGAUCGGGCUCUCUCUGCUCCAGCUGGCUGUGCUCGGAUUUCCACGACUGGUUCUGGGGGGCCGGUGGGACUGCCUGACUGCAGGGGACUCGUGCUCCAGUGACGAGGCGUGCAGUCCACGGCUGCGGACGCUGCGGCAGUGUGUGGCAGGUGGCGGCAGUGUGAAGCUGGGGCCUGGAGCCCGUAACCAUUGUGAAAAUGCUGUGAACGCUCUGCUGGCCAGCCCUCUGCACCGCUGCCAGUGUAAACGCGGCAUGAAGAAGGAGAAGAACUGCCUCAGCAUCUACUGGAGCCUCAAGCAGUCUGUUCUACACGGACUAAGCCUUGUGGAGAGUUACCCAUACGAGCCUGUGGAACGAGGGUCUGAUUAUGUCCGUCUGGCUUCUAUUGCUGCAGAGUCUGAGGCGGGCAUGUCUGCAGUGAACCGCUGUCUGGACGCAGCUAAGGCCUGUAAUGUAGACGACACGUGUCAGAAGCUGCGCACUGAGUACGUGUCUGCGUGCAUCGCCCCGUCUGGGCGCGCGGGGCCCUGUAACCGCAUACGAUGCAGCAAGGCCCUGCGCAAGUUCUUUGACCGCGUGCCGCCGGACUUCACGCACGAGCUGCUCUUCUGCCCCUGCUCGGACACCGCGUGCUCAGAGCGCCGACGCCAGACCAUCGUGCCCGCGUGCUCCUACGAAGAGCGCGACAGACCCAACUGUCUGGCGCAGCUGCGCGUGUGCGAGGCGGACUACGUGUGCAAGUCUCGCUGGGCCCAGUUCCAGCACGACUGCCAGUCCUCACAGCUCACUGCCAGCGGCUGCCAGCAAGACAACUACGGGGCCUGCCUCAUCGCGUACACCGGCCUGAUAGGAAGCACCAUCACUCCAAACUACCUGGAUAACUCAACCUCUAAUGUUGGACCAUGGUGUUCAUGUGCUGCCAGUGGAAAUCACAGAGAACAGUGCAAUCUCUUCCUCGACCAUUUCCAUGACAACAUCUGCUUAAAAAAUGCCAUUCUUGCCUUUGGCAACGACACUGACCCCAGAUCAGCCGCCAACCAGCCAGGAGCAGCCAGCGCAAAUACUAUCCCUCCAAACCGGCACCAACCUACCAGCACCAUAACCUCCUCCACCUCAGGCAUGGGAGUGGAGACCCAGCACAACAUCCUCCAUCCUCAGAUGCCCACACAGAUGAACGACAGAGACAGACUAUGGAGUGACUCCACCCUCCCUUCACCUGAGCUGUACGACAGCAGCCCUGGACGUCUCGACCCGGCGGCAUUGGCUUGGCUCCUCCCCCUCCUGCUGCUGGUCCUUCACUUGGGUUAGAUCCGAAGUGAGACGAUCAGCUGACCAGAGACAGGACAGUUUGUGUGUGUGUGGCUGUUUAUGAAUCUUAACCAUUUCUGGAUUUUAUCAUUGUCAUAUAAAAAAAAAAAAGAAAGAAAAACCACUCGCCGGAGGGAAGACUGAAGAAGGAUUAAUAUGAAUUAAAUGAAAGCACACGAGAGAUUGAUACUUUUUAAAAAAAACAAAGAAAAACAUUAACAAACAAACAAACAAACAGAAAGACAGAUAAAACUAUGGCUCCACCCUCAAUGUGAAGUAGUGAUUUACUUUCUGAGCACACUUUCUGAGUUUGAAAAACUGCCACGGUGGACCAAUUUGUUUGAGACCGAACUGGAGGUAAAAAAAAACAAAAAAAAACAAAAAAAAAUGAGAAAAAAAAGUGUGUAUGUAAGUACUUACGUGUACAUGUGUAAAACUCUAUUUCUAUGAUGGUCUCACUGUAAAACAAACCUGAAAUAACUACACUAGAACUUCUCGUAUAAUCCCUCUUUUUUUAAAUCUCAUCCUUAUUUCAAUGCCUAUUUUUCCAAAAGUAAUAUUCGAGCUGAUGUUAUGAUUUUGGUACAGGUGUGUUGGCUGAAGGGGUCAGAUCUCUAGCAGGUGCGUACGGGACAAAGCACAGCUACGGCUUUUCGUUGGCUGUAGAGCCGCGUUCGUGCGCUAGCUGACAUGGCGAGGACUCUUCUGGGGAAGGCACUUCACGCUAAGCGGCUUUACGGAGAUGUUUAAAUAAGAUGACGUUCUUUAUUUUUGUAAUGUGGAUGAAAUAUUCAUAUAUAUGUAUAUAUAUAAAGUCAUUAGUGAAGUUCUCUCUUUAUUUACAGUCUGGGUUUUCAUCUGCAAUGAAACCUGCACAUUACAGUUUCUUACCUUUAACCUCAGACGCACUGCUUUCAAGUGUGUUUCGGACUCUGACGUAUCUAUGAAGUAGAAUAUGAGCUGAAAAUCACUUUUGUUUUUUGUUUUUGUUUGUUUUGUUCCAUGUUACUGUCAUGUUACAGAAAACCUCAUGAAAACCUUUGUCUUUUUGAAAAAAUUGAAACAUACGGACAUCUAAGCUUUAUUUGAACAGUAUUGAGAGAUUGAGAGACGAUGUGAGACCAUGGGCAGAUCCAAAAGCUCUCUGGGGUCUUCAGAAAGAAGGUUGUAGAUACAGAUGAGUCAGAAAACAGAUUUAGAAAGAUCUCAGUGCUUGUGCUUUUGAUAAUACGAUAUCCUCCUAAUACAAUAUCACCAUGAUACGUUUCCCACGAUAUUGAUGAUAUCAAGAUAUUCUGCAAUAUUCGAUAGAUCACAAGACAGUUCUCUACGAUUCUCUUCACUGCAGGUUUACCCUAUUAAUUUCAUUAAUGCCACCACAUGAAGUAAUGCAGUAGUAACUUGGGGGUCAUGUCAAAUUGGGGGGGCAUGUUUAGAGUGCCUCUGUUUCAAUAAAAGUAUAGACAUUUGAUGCAAUGUAUCGAUAAUGUAUCACAAAUGAAAACAAUUUUAUGUAUCGCAAUAUUUGUAUUUUGUCACAACUCUGCAAUCCAUCCAAAAACUGGAGAUGAAACAUCACAUAGCUGAAAGAAUUCUGCAUGGAGGAGUAGGAAAACUUUCUUUUAGCCAAAGGGGGAAAAAACACUAAUAAUGCAUGUGGUUUUGCUUUUUUGUAACUUAUUCUAUUCUGUAUAUAAGCUUCAUCUCUCAGUACUGUUUAAAUAAAGCUCAGAUGUCCAUAUGAUUUAAAUAAGGUUAAAAAGACAAUGUUUUCCAUGGUGGGUCCUAAUGUUUUAACAUGACUCUAAAUGUGAACUACACGAGCUGAGAAAAAUAAAAAAACAGUGUUGUGUUAAAUGGAGGUCAUGAGUUUCCUAGUUUCCAAGGAAGUCCAUUAUAGGAGUUAUUCCUGAACUGAAGAUAAAACAGCACAGUUUCCAGCACCUAAAAACACAUUUGCUGACUGUACCUGUGGAUGUGGAACUACAAACAGCAAUGGUGACCCCAUAAUCGGAAUUUAAACAACUGCACAACUCAACCAAGUGAAGCCUCCUGUGCAUUCGACAAUAUCCAGAAGCCAUAAUAUAUUUUCUUUCACUCACUGCUUGUGAUCAUAACACUGCUAUAUUGCAGCCAAUCAAAAAGAGCACAACGAAGAGCAGCACUGCUGUCCCACCUACAGGAUCCGAGGACUGACGCGACCCCACCCACUACUGCUAGCCCAAGCCCAGCGACAGCUUAUUCAACCCCGCGCCCAAAGACUACUACUAACCAUUCAGCUUCUCGUGGUGCGCAAACACUCAAAAAAAUGGACAGGGCGCUGGCACAUGGGUGGAGUCUGUGGGUUUAAUACAUGUAAUUUCCUGAACAAUAAAGCUGCCAUAUGAGGAUGUACUUA